Engraulis encrasicolus (European anchovy) is the source of this 1583-nucleotide messenger RNA. Its product is annotated as organic cation/carnitine transporter 2-like. Bases 33 to 1583 code for a protein of 516 amino acids. Gene Ontology annotation, cellular component: membrane. Lineage: Eukaryota; Metazoa; Chordata; Actinopteri; Clupeiformes; Engraulidae. Gene Ontology annotation, biological process: transmembrane transport; quaternary ammonium group transport. The transcript has 9 exons. The record is from RefSeq and is a predicted model, not a curated record. Gene Ontology annotation, molecular function: quaternary ammonium group transmembrane transporter activity.
CAAGAUCUGGUUGAAGGAAAAUCAUUGGAGACAUGAGGGACUAUGAAGAAGUUACAUCCUUUCUUGGAAUCUGGGGACCUUUCCAAAGAACCAUUUACGUUCUCCUCAGCCUCAGCAGCAUUCCCAAUGGAUACGUGGGAAUGUCGAUGGUUUUCCUGGCGGACAUUCCUCCUCAUCACUGCAGAGUUCCAUCUCUGAACAGCAGCUAUGGAGGACUGGGCUACAAUCUGUCCAUCCCGACUGAGGAGCUGAAAGGGGAGACCAUCCUGAGUCGCUGCAGACGCUACACUGAACAGGAAGACUCUGGCUCUGCCUACAGCAACAACACAGAGGGCUGUCUGGAUGGCUGGGUGUUCAGCAAGAAGCAGUAUGUGUCCACUAUUGUCACAGAGUGGGAUCUUGUGUGUGAUGAUGCCUGGAAAGCCCCAUUCUCUGUGACUGUGUUCUUCUUUGGUGUGCUGACGGGGUCUUUCAUCUCAGGAAUCUUAUCUGACAGGUAUGGAAGGAAGAUCAUCUUCUUCGCCACCAUGGCAGUGCAGACGGUCUUCAGUGUGAUCCAGGCUGCCUCCACCAGCUGGGAGAUGUUCUCUGUCCUCUAUUUCCUAGUUGGAAUGGGACAGAUAGCCAACUACUGCUCAGCUUUUGUUCUGGGAAGCGAACUUCUGACCAAGUCAUGCCGAAUAAGCUUCUCCACUCUGGGUGUUGCCCUAACGUAUGCAGUCGGUUACAUGUGUCUUCCUCUCUUCGCCUACUUUCUUCGAGACUGGAGAACACUUCUCCUAGCCUUAUCUGCACCUGGAUUCCUGUACAUCAUUUUGUGGUGGUAUAUUCCAGAGUCUCCUCGCUGGCUGCUUUCUCAGGGGCGCGUGGAAGAGGCGGAGGCCAUCAUUCGAGCAGCAGCCAAGAAGAAUGGCAUCACUCCCCCAGACGUCAUCUUCAAACGAGAUGACACUAAUAAUGUUGGAGAGCAGAAGAGUUACACAUGGAUCGAUCUUUUCAGAAGUGCUAAUAUGAGAAAUAUUACAUUGAUUAACAUCAUCAUUUGGAUAAUAGUAUCUCUGACUUACUACGGUUUGUCCCUGAACACCCCUAAUAUGGAUGGGGACCCUUACCUGAACUGCUUCAUCGCGGCAUGCAGUGAGGUGGUUGGUUACACCCUGAGUUGGGUGGCUGCUCGCUACAUCUCUCGCCGCCUCACUGUGUCAUUGCCCCUGUUUGUCUGUGGGGCCGUACUUCUCAUCAUCAAAUUUGUUCCCGAAGAGCUCAAUGCCUUGACUAUUACACUGGUGAUGAUUGGAAAGACGUGCGUCACAGGAGCCUUUGGCUUCCUGUACCUCUACGGCACAGAGCUCUUCCCCACUGUCGUGCGCAACAUGGGCCUGGGUGUCUCCUCCAUGGCGUCUCGGAUCGGGAGCACGGUAUCUCCAUAUGUGGCCUACAUCGGUACGUAUAACAAGGUGCUACCCUAUAUUCUGAUGGGGACCUCCAGCAUCAUCUCUGGUGUAUUAGGGGUCAUGCUACCAGAAACAAAAGAUGAAGAGCUUCCAGAACUUAUCAGUCAAGUCAAGCCUCUCAGAUGGUAA